Molecule: messenger RNA, 2850 nt
Organism: Trichoderma harzianum CBS 226.95
Lineage: Eukaryota; Fungi; Ascomycota; Sordariomycetes; Hypocreales; Hypocreaceae
Exons: 1
Coding region: 261-2777 (838 amino acids)
Biological process (GO): chromatin remodeling
Cellular component (GO): nucleus
Molecular function (GO): histone H3K36 demethylase activity; histone H3K9 demethylase activity
Source: RefSeq, a predicted model, not a curated record
AUCGCCAUAAGUCAUACGUAUUAAAAAGAACAUAAAUACAUACAAAUGCAUAUAUAAACAUACAUGCAUAUAUAUCUAUAUAUAUGGGAGUGUAGAUAACUACUAUUGAUCCAUGAAGGUACUUACUAGGUAAGAAACCCUGUUACUUAGUGUUUUUGUUAUACUCUCUGUCUUGGUAUAAGAGGUAGCUGCAACCAUCGGAUCCCGGCAGAGCCACUGGUGUCACCACAAGCAGUCGUACUAAACCUGUUCAAGCUACAAUGGAUCUCAAUAGACAGAAUCUUGAGAGCUAUGCAUCUUCUCUACGGUUGCUGAUUUGCUCCAUGAACAACUUGGAAGAACUCGCGACUUUUAUCAUACCAGACAACGACAGAGAAGCGGGUUCUCUCUUGUACUCUUUGCAGAUAGUACAAUCGAGGCUGGAGUCGUGGGCCGCCAGUAGCCACUUAGCUACUCCUCCAGGGCUCGACAAUUUAUCCUGGACACCCCAACUCCGGCAGUCCCUGUUUCCAGUCGAUGCCCCGGAUCCCACAAUACUUAGCGAUACGCGAUUGUGGGAUCCAAAUCCAAUUAUAAGCACCAAUACUCCCAGUACGAGUGCUUCUGUUUUCGAUGUGGCAUCUGCCAAUGACGACAAUCUAAGCAUCGCUAUAGCGACAAACGAAACGCAUCAAAAGGCCCCUUCAGUAGCAGGGAAGUUGUCUACAUGCACUACCGAUCCCUCGACCGUUCGUGGAGGCGGAUUACAGAGUGCUACAACUCUGUUGGCUGAGCAAGCAGCAUCAUGGCCGCAAGUACAAGGCAAUUCACUGCGGCCAUUAAUCUCUACACCUGCAUCAAGUAUCUCGCAGUCUUCGCCAGGGAGCUCGCAGACAUCGAAUGGGGGAAUAAGUCAACCCUGUUUAUACCAAACCGAGUUUAUUAUUCAACGUGCUGAUGCCAGUGGUGGUGGCAUUUUGCAUUAUUUGACGGAAAUCAUUUUCAAGGACUCUUUUAGAAACCUCGUGCACAUUGAGAGCCUGCCUCGGCUAUCAUGGAAUGCUCUUGUCCUACCAGAUAACGGUCUAAAUGAGUACCAUUACUGCGCAGUCAUGUACCAAGCAGCAUACGAUCAACAUCUCGGCAACUUUACAAAAUUGCUUGUGGCUGACGAGAUUCCUGAAUUCCAACUUCCAUCUCCUAGCGAAGUCGCAGAUCAGCGACCGGCCGACGAAAGCUACACUCUCUUCCUUGAGUCAUUAGCAUUGUAUGCCCCUCAAGAAUUAGUGCCCUAUCUCGUAGGGCCGCCUCUCAGUUCAAACUGGAACGACUUUGUUUAUGCUGGGGAAGGACUGAGGUCUCAGCUUCCUAAUGACAUUAAGGGCAUCACCACUCCGUACUGGUAUCUAGGGGGCAAGUUUGCCGGCACAGCCUUUCACAAGGAAGACUGUGAUCUUAGAUCUAUGGAAGUUGUUAUAUACGGCUAUAGAUUAUGGAUGAUUAUCAGCACUCAAGACACGAAGAGAUUUGAAGAGUGGGUGAGGCGCUUUUGGGGCGAGAAUGCAGGCCACAGUGAUCAAUGGCUAAGGCGUUUGAAUCUUAUUCUUCCACCAUCAAUGCUUAAAGCGGCCAACAUCGAAUUCAACCUUAUAUGCGCUGGCCCGGGGGAUAUGGUAGUUACCUCUCCGAAUCAAUAUCACUAUGUGAUUAACAUGACUACCAGCCUGGCAGCUGCAGUUAAUUUUCUUCUGCCGGGUGAAAUGAUAGCCGGGCAGCCAACCACGCUAUGCGAGAACUGCGACUUUUACCCCUUGGUUGGUCUCGUGCCUAAUCUCUGCUCUGAUUCCAACCAAGCGGUCACUAAAAGAUCUUGCAAACGACCAAGUACUCAGCCAGAACUGGGCCACAUACGAAAGCGCCACCAGCAGUCUAAAACAGUAGAUACAAUUUGGGAACACACCGAACACGAUGAGAACGCUCGUCGCGCCGCUGUUAUAAAGAAACUACAAGCCCCGCCAGCUAGUUGCCUUAUACCUAUCUUUCAAGAGGGAGACCUCCCAUGUUCCAAAAUCGUUCGCCUGGCAAUGGCUAUGAGAGGCCAUAGUGCUAUUUCACAAGUAUGGAGACUCUAUCAGUCUAAUAAUAAUAGCCAAUUUACCAACAUCCGCGCCGCCCUUAUUGACAGAACCCUUACCGGUAAUACUCAGAAGAUGGCUUUAGAUAAAGGCAUAAUCAUUUGCACUGGGGCUACUCAGCAGUCUAAUCUCCUCCGACGUCUUUUAACCUGGCACUUUUCAGAAGCCGUGGAACUCACUAAGGGGCCGACAUCUAUACGAGUCUCAUCAGCUGCCGUCACUCAGUACGCAGGUGAGAGCCCAAGGAGCCGCUAUAGCAAGCUUAAGUAUCGCGGUGACAUUCUCCACAUGAUAUGCGGUUCUCACCGAGGGCUCCUCCCUUUUAUACCCCUUCAAAGAGAUGACGACUGCGGCAUUAGAGAUCCCGAGAGCCAAUACCAAAAUUCAGCGACAAAAAAAGAAUUCAAAGACUUCGAGAAGAUCUUCCAGUCAAAUGAUGUCCUAACUCAGGUGCUCUGUGCCAUUGGUACUAGCUUCCUUGACUCAUGGGGUUAUAAAAACCCCUGCCAAUUUAAGUAUAACGAUUGGCUUCGUGAACUACACCGAGACUUCAAUGAGAAAUUAGUACAAUCGAUGUCAGAUAACCUUGGGCGUGGAGUUUGUGGUUGCAGUCACAAGCAGAAGAUUGCAGAAAGACCAACACUAUCUUUAACUGAGACAUGAUUCUCCCAGAGGUACACAUUACGUUAAGUUAUGUAACUGAUGAAAUAUACAUGACUUGAACCCAGCCUAUCAC